Corylus avellana is the source of this 776-nucleotide messenger RNA. RefSeq names its product putative invertase inhibitor. The record is from RefSeq and is a predicted model, not a curated record. Gene Ontology annotation, molecular function: enzyme inhibitor activity. Lineage: Eukaryota; Viridiplantae; Streptophyta; Magnoliopsida; Fagales; Betulaceae.
AAGUCACUUCUUUCCCACAUCUUUUGAAAGCUUUAUCCAAACUGCCAUCAACUACCCAUACCUCCACAAUUAUAAAUCCUUCAUUCUCCUAAGUAAUAAGGCCAAGAAAAUACCCCACAACAAGAUAAUGAGGCCUCUUUGCACCUCUUUUUUCUUCUUCUUCUUCUUCUUCUUCCACGCCAUCAACGGCCACAAUCUCAUCCAUGAAACCUGCAAGAUGUGCGCUCAGAAGGAUCCGAACCUCAGCUACAACUUCUGCGUAACCUCCCUCCAAGCGGUUCCGAAGAGCGGCUGCGCCAAUCUCCGCCAUCUCGGCACUAUCUCGAUCAGGUUAACGAAGCAGAACGUUACAGCGACGAGGCACCGCAUCAAGAAGCUCUUGGAGAAGAAAAAUUUAGACCCUUUUGUUAAAGGGUGCUUAAAUGACUGCUUUGAACUUUAUUCAGACGCCAUUCCUUCUCUGAAAAAGGCCUUGAAAGCUUACAAGGGUAGGCGCUAUCAAGAUGCCAACAUCGCUGUGAGUUCUGUCAUCGACGCUGCCACAACUUGCGAGGACGGAUUCAGUGAACAGGACGGCAUCGUUUCGCCGUUAACAAAGAGUAAUAACGACACCUUUCAGCUCUCUGCUAUCGCGCUUUCGAUUAUCAAUAUGCUAGGUUGAUAUUCUUUUAGUAGAUCACAUAAAUAUUGUUUCAUGUUGAUUUUAAUUAAUUUUCUUUUGUUGUCAGGUUUGUUCUGAUAAUAUAAAUUAUAUAAGUGAUUUUUCUUAUGCUUAA